AUGUCUCAGCAGUUAUGUUCUGUCUGUCACAGCAUAUCAGAAGACUUUUGGUCCAAUGAAUAUGACCUCUUUGAGUCACGACAUGGAGCCAAGGCGAGACUACAGUCUUACAACGACAUGCAGACACAAAAGAAGAACGGCUGCCAUCUUUGCACAUUAUUCGUUACUUCCCCUCUGCUUGAGAAGCCGAACGAUGCUAACGAGUGUCUUUUCUUACGGAGAAAUGUGGGUGAUCCCCAUCGGUCCUUUUGUCUUGCCACAGAGGGAUAUUCAGCCUCCUUUGCGAAUUUCUACUUCUUUCGCGUACCAGACGCUUGGUGCGAGGGACAAUUCGCAAAGUUAAACAACGAUGUCGACAAUGUCCGUCUAAUGAAAACCUGGCUACAAACUCGCAGAUCGGCACCAGAGGCAACCUCGAAGCAGUCACAACACUUCCUUCCAACCAGACUAUUGGACGUUGGAACUUCCACAAGCAGCGACAACAUACGGUUAGUGGUAGCCCGAGACAUUCAAGCCGCAUCUCCGCAGCCAUACCUAGCCCUGAGUCAUUGCUGGGGUGCAAGUCGCCCUAUUCGACUGGAGGAGAGCUUUCUAGACAGCUGGAAGAAGGAAGGAAUUCCUCUCUACAGUUUACCCACAACUUUUUUCGACGCUGUAAGGAUCACUAGGCAGCUUGGUAUGCGCUACCUAUGGAUAGAUUCGAUGUGCAUUAUUCAGGAUAGCCAUAGCGACUGGAAAAGCGAGGCUGCACUCAUGGCUGAUGUGUACGGCAACGCUUGCUGUACUCUGGCGGCACUGAGCUCCAAAAACAGCAGUGAAGGCUGCAGGACCGUUUCGAACAUUCAGAUUUCUUUAGAUUCGCCUUACGUGGAAGUAAAAGCUGAGCUCUACCGUUCUUCACGGGUCAGGAUUUUCCAAAAGAUGCCACGAGCCUGGACGGAAGAGUUCGAGGGGCGACCUUCACAAUCCAAUGCCGAAACUGAGAGUCCUCUUCGGACACGAGCUUGGGUACUGCAGGAGAAAGAGCUCUCAAGCUGCACGAUCUACUUCGCAAAGAACCAGCUUCUAUGGGAAGAGAAGGGACGCAAAGCAACCGCCCAACUACCCUGGGCGGAAAUUAAGUUGGAAGCACCCUCAGCGACAUCACGUAUGAUACGUGAGACAGCUCUCCGUCAGAUCGUAGGUGUACAACAGCAUCCCUGGUACCAACUCGUAGAGGACUACGCAUCUCGAUCCUUGACUUACCCAAGCGAUAAGCUAGUGGCGUUUUCAGGUCUCGCAAAAGCAUACAGCAAUAACUCCAAAGCGCAGUAUCUCGCUGGGAAUUGGAGUACGAGUCUACCUGCCGCACUCCUGUGGCAGGUAAGUGACAGAAGCGCAACGCGACCAGCAUACCUCGCGCCGUCGUGGUCUUGGGCUUCACUGAUGGGGAGUGUGACUUACGAUAGUCUGAGACUAGAGCCGGAUCACGAUAGCGCCCAGUACGAACAUCCCGAAGAUAUCUAUCCUGGCUUGAAGACCCUGAAUGUCCAGAAUAUUCAGAUUGUAUUGGAAGACGAACAGAAGCCGUAUGGUGAUAUCAUUGAAGGUAGGAUCACUUUAGGCGGUGCGCGCUGUAUUAAAGUCCAGCACGAGCAACGGUCUGCACAGUUCAAAGAUGGUGGUCAGCCUUUGCAACAGCACAAGGUACCAAUAGGAGUCUUCUAUCCUGAUAGCAUUGCAGAGAUUGCAGACCUGCCGGAAAUGUACUGUGUGGCUCUUCAGAGCGAAUCGUUGCGGUCGCUUCGGCGCCACGACUUUCGUCUCAAGCAAGAAAGCGUCAUGAAAUCGAUGGUCAUGGGUGUUGUAUUGGUAAAGCACCCGAAGGACCGGCGGUAUAGGAGGGUUGGUCUUGCUCGCUGGAUAGACGAGUCAUUGUUCGACACCGUGCGACCUACAACUAUUGAGCUUUUCUGA
Ascochyta rabiei is the source of this 1956-nucleotide messenger RNA. RefSeq lists its product as uncharacterized. NCBI's taxonomy places the organism in Eukaryota, Fungi, Ascomycota, Dothideomycetes, Pleosporales, Didymellaceae. The record is from RefSeq and is a predicted model, not a curated record. Bases 1 to 1956 code for a protein of 651 amino acids. The transcript is spliced from 2 exons.